Molecule: messenger RNA, 1811 nt
Organism: Andrographis paniculata
Lineage: Eukaryota; Viridiplantae; Streptophyta; Magnoliopsida; Lamiales; Acanthaceae
Exons: 16
Coding region: 176-1648 (490 amino acids)
Biological process (GO): proteasome-mediated ubiquitin-dependent protein catabolic process
Cellular component (GO): nucleus
Molecular function (GO): protein binding; protein-macromolecule adaptor activity
Source: RefSeq, a predicted model, not a curated record
UUCAGUUUCCCACUCCGCCGCUCCCCGCCCCGGUCGCCAUUGCUGAGCUCUAAAUAAACGAUUCGAGGCCACCAUUUCCCACUGCUCACCAUUGCCACCUCCUAGCUGUUCUCUCUGGCGUUAUUUGCUCCUCGAUCUGCCACGCAGUGUGAGAGUAGGCAACAAACAGAAAAAAAUGGAAAACUCCGGUCGUUCCUUUUUCCAGGAUUUGAAAUCGAGAGAGGUCAAUGGAUUCAGAGUGAGAAAGCGGGCGUAUGCUGGCAACGAUGCCCAAGGGUAUGACCUAAUUGGUGCUGUGGCAGUCGAGCAUGAAUCCGAGCCUUCACCUCCGAUGGCCGUGUCUUUUUGCAAGACUAGUAGCAAUUCCCAUAUACUCGCUCUUGCUGAUGAGGGAGGUUACGUUAACUUGCUUAAUACAAGACAGAGGUUCUUGGGUUCCUCUUCAUACAGAGAAAACGCUGAGAAAGCUAAAAUUUCCGAGUGGGUAGCUCAUCAAAAUGCCAUAUUUGACCUAUGCUGGAUCAAGGAUGAUGCAAAUAUGCUGACUGCUUCAGGAGAUCAAAGUAUUAAAGUUUGGGACACACAAGAAAAAACGUGCAUUAGGGCAUUGAUGGGGCACACUGGGAGUAUCAAAUCCAUCAGUUGCCAUCCCACUAAUCAGGACCUUGUCGUGUCUGGUUCAAGGGAUGGGUCAUUUGCUGUGUGGGAUAUCAGGAGCUCCAAAAAUGUCAAUCAGAAGUUUUGUGCAUCGCAUAUUUCAGUAGUUCACGAGGCUCAUACCUCUGGUCGAAGGUGGAGAAGGCACAAAAAGGCUGAAUCCAUGAGCAUAACAUCAGUGCUUUAUCUGAAGGAUGAGGUUUCUCUUGCUACUGCAGGAGCAGUUGACAGUGUUAUCAAGUUCUGGGACACAAGGCAUCUUAAAGCUCCAGUUACUCAUACUUGCCUCAAUUCUGAGUCUUCAAGUGAGGAGAAGACAUUGCAUGGCAUAUCUAGCUUGUCUCAAGAUAUGAAUGGGGUUUUCAUUACUGCUUCAUGCAUGGAUCACAGAGUAUAUUUGUACAAUUUACUUCAGCUUGAAAAGGGACCGACAAAAAUUUUCUCGGGAGGCCGGAGAGACUCAUUUUUCGUCAAGGCAGCAAUCAGUCCUGAUGCAGCUAACAUACUCAGUGGCUCCAGCGAUGGCAAUGCCUACAUGUGGCAGGUCAGCAAACCUCACGCAGAUCCAAUCAUCUUGGAAAGCCAUGAUGGGGAAGUCACAGCAGUGGAUUGGUGCCCAUCAGAAAUGGGAAAAAUUGCAACUUGCUCAGAUGACUUCACUGUUCGUCUUUGGAACAUUCACAACAGCUGUUACUCGAGCACACGGUCCCCCUCCUCGAUGCGAAAGCGAGUAAAGGCAUUGCCAAGAAUUGAGAGAAGAAAGCUAUUCAGGGAUAAUGAUGAAGAACCUUCACCCUCUCCAAUGGCAGAGGUAGAGGUCAGCACCCCAAAAUCUCAAAUGAAAAAGUUUGAUGCCGCAGCAGAGGAAGAAGAAGAAGGUUUAGAGAAAGCCACACCAGAAGCUGAAAAGAAGAGCCCUUCAUCUGUUCUGAAUCCUCCUUCUUCCUUGAAGAGAAAGACAAUCAAAGACUAUUUUCUACACUACUCAUGAAUUUCUUCUACUAUUACAUUUCUAGAACUAUAAUUGCAAUAUACACACAAACGCUAAUGUUUGUUUUACAUCAUUCACUCAGCAUAAUAGUAAUCUGUUUGUGUAUGUAUUAGCAAAUCAUUAUAUUAGGGUUAAUGUAUAUUUAGAUAGAAAGCAAUCAUUA